CGCACGUCCGGAGGCGCGGACGACACCACCCGCACACGCUUUGGGGGACAUGGCUCCCCUCGACCCCCGCCACGCGCUCGGCCUCCGUUCUUUGCUCCGCUCGGUGUUUCCACACGCGCGAGGCGCACGGCCAAGGGCCAAGGCCGCCGGCGUCUCCGGGCCGGGCCCGCCUCCCGGCCCCGCUGCGCAGCUCGAGACGCUCCGGCCCCUGUCCAGCGCUCACUCGCCGAGCCGAGGCUGCCGCGGAGCCAAGACCCCUGCCAUUUCCCCUAGCAAGCGGCCCCGGCCUGCGAAGGAGGGCGGCAUGCAGCUCCGCUUCGCCCGGCUCUCCGAGCACGCCUCGGCCCCGACCCGGGGGUCCGCGCGGGCCGCGGGCUAUGACCUGUACAGUGCCUAUGAUUAUACAAUACCACCUAUGGAGAAAGCUCUUGUGAAAACGGACAUUCAGAUAGCUCUUCCUUCUGGGUGUUAUGGAAGAGUAGCUCCACGUUCUGGCUUGGCUGCAAAACACUUUAUAGAUGUAGGAGCUGGUGUCAUAGAUGAAGAUUAUAGAGGAAAUGUUGGUGUUGUACUGUUUAAUUUUGGCAAAGAAGAGUUUGAAGUCAAAAAAGGUGACCGAAUUGCGCAGCUCAUUUGUGAACGAAUUUUUUAUCCAGAAAUAGAAGAAGUUCAAGUUUUAGAUGACACUGAAAGGGGCGCAGGAGGUUUUGGUUCCACUGGAAAGAAUUAAAAUUUAUGCCAAGAAGAGAAAAUGAGAAAUUGUACCUUUUUCUUAAAAAUAAA
Molecule: messenger RNA, 783 nt
Organism: Carlito syrichta (Philippine tarsier)
Lineage: Eukaryota; Metazoa; Chordata; Mammalia; Primates; Tarsiidae
Gene: DUT
Product: deoxyuridine triphosphatase
Exons: 7
Coding region: 50-730 (226 amino acids)
Biological process (GO): dUMP biosynthetic process; dUTP catabolic process
Molecular function (GO): magnesium ion binding; dUTP diphosphatase activity
Source: RefSeq, a predicted model, not a curated record